AUGAAAAGCACUUUCUGUAUUCGGCUCAUCUGCACCUCAACCCUCCACUCUUCCAUACAUGUCCUCGUCUCCUCCCCUUUACGUCUGAUGGGUGGAACCAACAUGUGUGGAUCAGAGCUCAAACUACUUUCACUUCUGUUGAGGUGAAAAUAAACGAGAGCAGAAAUGGCGCAGAAAGGAGUUCAACUGGAUCAAGAGGCAUUUUCCUGUUCGAUCUGUUUGGAUCUACUGAAGGAUCCGGUGACUAUUCCCUGUGGACACAGCUACUGUAUGAGCUGUAUUAAAAACCACUGGGAUGAAGAGGAUAUGAAGAACAUCCACAGCUGCCCUCAGUGCAGACAGACCUUCACACCCAGGCCUGUCCUGGUCAAAAACACCAUGUUGUCAGUUUUAGUGGAACAGCUGAAGAAGACUGGACUUGAACCUGCAGCUGCUGACCACCACUACGCUGGAGCUGAAGAUGUGGUCUGUGAUGUGUGCACUGGGAGGAAACUGAAAGCUGUCAAGUCCUGUCUGGUGUGUUUGGUCUCCUACUGCCACCAACACCUUCAGCCUCAUUAUGAAUCUGCUGCCUUUAAGAAGCACAAGCUGGUGGAUCCAUCAGAGAAGCUCCAGGAGAACGUCUGCUCUCGUCAUGAUGAGGUGAUGAAGAUGUUCUGCCGCACUGAUCAUCAGUGUAUCUGUUAUCUGUGCUCUGUGGAUGAACAUAAAGGCCAUGACACAGUCUCAUCUGCAGCAGAAAGGACUGAGAGGCAGACAGAGCUGGAGGUGAGUCGACAGAAAAUCCAGCAGAGAAUCAAAGACAAACAGGAAGAUGUGAAGGUGCUUCAACAGGAGGUGGAGACCAUCAGACGCUCUGCUGAUGAAGCAGUGGAGAAGAACGACAAGAUCUUCACUAAGCUGAUUCGACUGAUGGAGGAAAGAAGGCGUGAUGUGGAGAAGCAGAUCAGAUCCAAGGAGGAAACUGAAGUGAUUCGAGUUAAAGAGCUGGAGUCGAAGCUGGAGCAGGAGAUCACUGAGCUGAGGAGGAAAGAUGCUGAGAUGGACAAACUGUCACACACACACGACCACAACCAGUUUUUACUCCAGUAUCCAUCAGUGUCCAAACUCAGAGAAGAUCCAGACUCAUCUAGCAUCAAAACAUGUCCUGGUCAGCUCUCCUGUCCCAGGUCCAUUUCCCUCCAGAAUCGGAGUGUACCUGGAUCACACAGCAGGUAUUCUGUCCUUCUACAGCGUCUCUGAAACUAUGACUCUGAUCCACAGAGUCCAGACCACAUUCACUCGGCCUCUGUACGCUGGACUUCGGCUUCUGGGUUAUAGAGACACUGCACACUUCUCUGAACUCUAGUAAACUUUGAGUCACCAGUCGAUCAGGUCCAUCUUUGUUUCUCUGCCUUUGUCUUUGUGGCUGUUAAAGUGUCUGCAGGACAGAAGAUGUUUCUAAAGGAAAACCAAACACUGUCUUCCAUCUGCAGGAUUCACUGAGCUGUCAUUAUCUGAGGAGCAUUUCCAUAUUUCUUAAAGCAAACAUUCUUGUAGUUGGUCAUCUUUCAAAGUCGUGUAUUUGAAGUCAUGCAAAGUAUAUAUGACUUCAAACAUAUAGAAUAAAUCUUUGUCAAGACAAUGUCAUUUUAGUUUCCUUAUUUCUCAACAUAAAAUCCUAAAAAAAAAAAAAAAAAACAUCACAGGGGAAUAAUUGUUAUUACUGUAUUACUUAUAAUACUUCAGUCUACCAUAUGUUACAAGCUAAUUAUAUUGACUAUAUGUAAAAUUAAAGGCAAAAAAGGUUUCACUGUUAAUGUCUAUUUUGCACGUUAAUAGUUUUUAGAAGUUAAAUGAUGAGUUAAUGUUUGUCAUGUUUGACCAAAAUGUGCAACAUAUGAACUGUAAGUAAGUAAUAGAGGUAAUUCAGAGGUCUCUUAUUCUAACCUGGUACAUUUUCAUGCAGAUUAUAGUAAAACAAUUUAUAGAUUUCUCCUCCGCUCAGUUAAUCAAAAAAUAUGAUUUUCUUUUAAGAAUAUAUAUAUUUGGUUUUUUUUCUUCGUGUACUGUACAGACAUGUAUGCCUCUUUAUUGUGUCUCUGCGUAAGUGACUGUACUCCAGGACUGCACUUGAUUAACAGAA
Sphaeramia orbicularis (orbiculate cardinalfish) is the source of this 2125-nucleotide messenger RNA. Its product is annotated as E3 ubiquitin/ISG15 ligase TRIM25-like. The record is from RefSeq and is a predicted model, not a curated record. The transcript is spliced from 2 exons. Bases 166 to 1242 code for a protein of 358 amino acids. Gene Ontology annotation, molecular function: zinc ion binding. Lineage: Eukaryota; Metazoa; Chordata; Actinopteri; Kurtiformes; Apogonidae.